CCGGAGAAGAGGUGGUCUAAGGCUCGACCAAAAGGUUCCGGAACACUUCUCCAAUACUUCCCCUCUUCCACGUCACCCUUACCUGGCUUCGCCAUGAGAGGAACACUUCCUCUUCUUCCACCCAGGAUCCUCACCGUCCUGGCCCUGACAAUCACAUUUCAAGCACUCAUGGCAACAUGCCGGUGAUCUUCAAGUUUGAGCCUAUUCCAGGCCCAACCGCCGACUGGGAGGACACCGAGUUAUACGUCAGGGUAGCCGAUAUAUUUUGUCUGAUAUGCGGGUAUUGGGAUCUCAAACCUCCGAACUUAGCCCACAUAAUCCCGCGCAAACAUGGUAAACCCAAGAAAGCUGUCGGCUCGCACACGACGAAGCCGAACUGGGAAGACACGUUUCGGCUGAUCAUCAACGAUACAAAGCACCGUGGAUGCUAUGUAUCCUGUAGCCAGGCGUCUGAGAUGUUCAGGGAGGACCCAUCCCCGAGUUGCUUGAAAGCCUUACUCCAGAUCAUGAAGGAGUGUCUACCCAGGAAACCAUGGAAGAAUCGUGCGACUCGUCGAGGGCGACGGAGCCAGAGGCUGUGCUUCGGCUAUGCGGUCCACUCUUGCUGUUGGGAACUACUCAAGACCCAUCGCCUCAAGGCGAUGGCUGAGACGGGCUUGGCUACUCUGGUGGCAGCCCUUCGGCGCCAAUGGAUGGUGUUUCGGAUCUCGUACGAUUCUGCGAAAAAUGCCCCAUCGAAAGCAGACCCUUUCUACACACCUUCUAUCUUUGACACGAUCUAUGCGGAAAUCAACGAAGCCGAGUGGUUUAGAAAACAGGCAGCAGACAAGGCAACGAAUACACGGCAUGCACUCCAGCAUGUGGACCAGACUGGUCUCCGUGCUCUUCCGUUUGAGCUAAUCUACAUGAUCGCUGAAUACCUUCCAUCACAAGAGGCCAGAAGUCUCGAGACGAUUUUAGAUGUUCGCCUUGGCAUCUUAUUCUGGCGUCCUAAAAUUUCGCUUGACCUGUUCUAUGAGGUGAAGGCUGUCACAAGAGGGGACAUCCAUUGGGAUCGUUUGUUCAGCAAGCUGCAAGACCUUGAGAAUUCCGAUGCCUUAGUAUUACGUCGAAAAAUACUAGGAUGCUUAGAUGAGCACCUGGAUAAGAUCGAAUUAGACAAGCAGCGCGCGAAGCAAACGGAAAUCUAGCGAGACGAUAAUGUCUUUCAUGUUGG
This is a messenger RNA of Aspergillus aculeatinus CBS 121060, 1216 nucleotides long. RefSeq lists its product as uncharacterized. Lineage: Eukaryota; Fungi; Ascomycota; Eurotiomycetes; Eurotiales; Aspergillaceae. The record is from RefSeq and is a predicted model, not a curated record. The transcript has 3 exons. Bases 177 to 1190 code for a protein of 337 amino acids.